AUGGCGGAAACACGAAUCCAAGUCCUGUCUGAUCUUCAUUUGGAGACCCCGGCCACUUACGACAUUUUCACAAUCCCCCCUCAUUCCCCAACUCUGGCGCUGCUCGGAGAUAUUGGAUACGUGCAAGACGCAGGAUUCUUCGAAUUUCUCCAGCAACAAUUGUCCAAUUUCCGUCUCGUCCUCUUCGUUCUUGGUAACCAUGAACCAUACCAUAGCAACUGGACCGAUGUCAAGACUAGAUUAGGCCGCUUCAGCGAUGAUAUGCAGAAGUGGUUCCUGGAGGGCAAGAUAGCGGGCGAGUUCAUCGUUCUCGAUCAAACGCGUUACGACAUAUCCCCCUCCGUCACUAUUCUAGGCUGCACACUCUUCUCGGGAAUCACGUCAGAACAAACCCAAAGCGUCAGCUACGGGUUGAAUGACUUCUACCUGAUUGAAGAUUGGUCGGUCGACUUACAUUGCCGUGCCCAUUAUGCGGACUUAAGCUGGCUCAAUGAACAAGUGGAAUUAAUCUCACGUCUUGAACCAGCUCGGAAAAUUAUCAUUCUUACACAUCAUAGUCCUUGUACGAACGAGGAAACAAUCGAUCCCAAGCACAAAGGGAGUUCAAUCUCGUCCGGAUUCGCGACAGAUCUCUCGAGAGAACCCUGCUGGACGAAUCAAAAUGUCACCGUUUGGGCGUUUGGGCACACCCAUUUCAAUUGUGACUUUCAAGAUGCCAAAACUGGAAAAAGAGUUGUCUCGAACCAGCGUGGUUACUAUUUCGCUCAGGCAGCUGGGUUUGACUCGCAAAAGGUUGUCACUGUAUGA
Molecule: messenger RNA, 807 nt
Organism: Rhinocladiella mackenziei CBS 650.93
Lineage: Eukaryota; Fungi; Ascomycota; Eurotiomycetes; Chaetothyriales; Herpotrichiellaceae
Exons: 1
Coding region: 1-807 (268 amino acids)
Molecular function (GO): hydrolase activity
Source: RefSeq, a predicted model, not a curated record